Fundulus heteroclitus (mummichog) is the source of this 6397-nucleotide messenger RNA. It is a transcript of the gene nebl, whose product is annotated as nebulette. NCBI's taxonomy places the organism in Eukaryota, Metazoa, Chordata, Actinopteri, Cyprinodontiformes, Fundulidae. Gene Ontology annotation, molecular function: actin filament binding. The transcript has 50 exons. Gene Ontology annotation, cellular component: Z disc; focal adhesion. The record is from RefSeq and is a predicted model, not a curated record. Gene Ontology annotation, biological process: cardiac muscle thin filament assembly. The coding region runs from base 136 to 5559 and encodes 1807 amino acids.
UACAAAGAGGCUGGGAGGAAGGAGCAGAAGGCCAACCUUUAUUCCCAGCUCCCCAACACCAUCGACAUCCAGCGAGCGAAAGAAGCCGCGGAGCUGCUCAGCGAGAUCAAAUAUAAAGAAAGUGGGAAGAAGGAGAUGUCCCGCUCCUUGUACUCGACUCUUCCUGACACGCUAGAAACCAGCUUUGCCAGAGAGAUGACAGACAUGCUGAGCGAGAAUAAAUACAAAGAAGGCGGAAAGAGGAACAUGUCUCAGAGUUUUUACUCUCAACUGCCAGAAACUGCAGAGACUGAGUUUGCUAAAGCUGUCUCUGAGCUGCAGAGUGAGAUGAAGUACAAGGAAGCAGGGAAGAAAGAAGUGACGAGCUCUCUGUACUCGACUCUGCCUGAGACGCUGGAAACUCGACACGCUAAAGAGGCGUCCCAGCUGCAGAGCCAGCUGACGUACAAGCAGAACCAGAAGAACGAUGCCUCCAGUCUCUACCACCUGAUGCCGGACACCAUGGACAACCAGUUUGUCCGGCAGCAGACGGAGAUGCUCAGCGAGGUCAAAUAUAAAGAAGAUGGGAAGAAAGAGAUGAGUGUCAGCCUGUAUUCUGUGCUUCCUGAGACCCUCGACAGCCAGCACGCCAAAGAGCUGAUGGACAUGCAGAGCCAGACCAAAUACAAAGAAGCCAGUAAGAAGGAGGCUUCAGCACCUCUGUACCACCAGCUGGCUGAAACUCUGGAGACGCAGCACGCCAAGGAGGCCUCAAAGCUGCAAAGCGAGCUGGCUUAUAAAGAAGGCGUGAAAAAGGAUCUGCAGUGUCCGGUUUACCACCAGCUUCCUGACACCCUGGAGACUCGGUUCGCCCGAGACGUCGGCCACAUGCAGAGCGACAAGAAGUACAAAGAGGAGGGGAAGAAGAGCCUGAGCCACAGCGUUUACUCCCAGCUGCCACAAACGGCUGAGACCCAGUUUGCUAAAAGCGUCUCUGAGCUGCAGAGCGAGACCAAGUACAAGAAGUCAGCGAGGCAGGAGGCCGGCAGCAGUUUGUUCUGCGUGAUGCCAGAGACUCUGGAGACGCAGCACGCCAAGCAGGCUUCUCACAUGCAGAGCCAGGUGAAGUACAAAGAAGACCUGCAGACGCAGCGGGCGUCCAGCCUCUUCUCCAGACUUCCUCACACGCUGCAGACAGAGCGGGCCAAAGAAGUGACAGAGCUGCAGAGUCAGGUGAAGUAUAAGGAGGGCAGCAGGAAGGAGGCGCCGUCCUCCCUGUACCACCUCCUCCUCCAGACACCUGAGAUGCACCUGGCCAAGCAGGUGUUGGACAUGCAGAGCGAGGUGAGGUACAAGAAGGACCUGGAGGAUCUGCCCAACACGCUGUACUCGCUGCUGCCUGAGACUCUGGAGACACAGUUUGUUAAAGAGAUGGCAGAGACCCACAGCGAGGUGAAGUACAAGCAGGCGGCGAAGGAGCAGACGGCUUCAUCUCUGUACUCCAAACUGCCUGAAACUCUGGAGACCAGACAUGCUAAAGAGGCGACGGAGCUGCAGAGUGACAAAAAAUACACAGAAGAAGGAAGGAAGGAGAUGACGUGUCCGCUGUACUCGCAGCUUCCUGAUACUGCAGAAACGCAGUUUGCACGGGAGGUGACGGAGAUGCUGAGCGAGAACAAAUAUACAGAACGAGGGAAGGAGAGCCAGACUGUCAGCGUUUACUCUCAGCUCCCACAGACCAACCAAACCCAGUUUGCCAAAGCUGUUUCUGAACUCCAGAGUGAGGUCAAGUAUAAAGAAGCAGGAAGGAAAGAAGCAUCCAGCUCUUUGUACUCAAAGCUUCCUGAAACUCUGGAGACUCAACACGCUAAAGAGGCGUCACAGCUUCAGAGUCAGGUGAAGUACAAGCAGCCGGUGAGCGGCUCUCUGUAUCAGCGUCUGCCAGAGACCCCAGAGACCCAGCUGGCCAAGGCGCUGACAGACGUCUGCAGCGAGGUGAAGUACAGAGAGGAGGGACAGAAGGAGACCAGCAGGAACCUUUAUUCACGCCUCCCAGAGACGGCAGAGACGCAGUUCGCCAAGGAGAUGUCAGAGAUCCAGAGCCAGUUGAAGUACAAGAAGGACCUGGAGGAUCUGCCCAACACUCUGUACUCGCUGCUGCCUGAAACUCUGGAGACGCAGUUUGUGAAGGAGAUGGCAGAGACUCACAGCGAGGUCAAGUACCGGGAAGCAGGGAAGAAGGAGGCCAGCAGCUGUCUGUACCACCAGCUGCCUGAGACUCUGGAGACGCAGCGCGUUAAAGAGGUUACUGAGCUGCAGAGCGAGAACAAGUACAAGGAGAGUGGGAAGAAGUGCAUGUCGUCUAGUUUGUACUCUCAGCUGCCACAGACUGCAGAGAUGGAGCUCGCCUCCAAGAUGUCUGACCUGCUGAGUGAGAACAAAUAUAAAGAGGAGGGCAUGAAGAGCCUCUCCCACAGCCUUUAUUCUCAGCUGCCUGAAACCACUGAGACCAACUUGGCUAAAAGCAUCUCUGAGCUGCAAAGCCAGGCUAAAUACAAGGAGGCGAGCAGGAAGGAGACGAGCAGCUGUCUGUAUCACCAGCUGCCUGAGACCCUGGAGACGCAGCAUGCUAAGGAGGCCACUGAGCUGCAGAGUCAGGUGAAGUACAGAGAAGGUAAAAAGGAGCUAAACACCAACCUGUACUCUCAGCUGGCUCAGACUGAUGAGACCAAGUUGGCCAAGGCUGCCAUGGAGCUGCAGAGCGAGAAUAAAUACAAGGAGAAAGGCAGACAGGAGAUCAGCAGCACUGUUUUCCACCAGAUGCCUGAGACCAAGGAGACGGAGUUCUCCAAGCAGAUCUCAGAACUUCACAGUGAGUCAAAGUACAAGAAGGACCUGGAGGAUCUGGCCAACACUCUGUACUCGCUGCUGCCUGAAACUCUGGAGACGCAGUUUGUUAAAGAGAUGGCCGAGACUCACAGCGAGAAUAAGUACAAAGAGGCCAGUAAAAAGGAGCAGGUUAAAUCUCUGUACUCCCAGCUUCCUGAAACCAAAGACACGCAACACGCCAAGGAGCAAACUCAGCUGCACAGCGACAAAGCUUACAGGGAGGAGGGGAAGAAAGAAGCAGAACACAGUCUGUACGCUCAGAUGCCCCAAACCAUCGAAACCGUCUUCGCCAAGGAGGUGACCAUGGCACAGAGUGACAAGUUCUACAAAGAGAAGUAUAACCGUGAAAAGGGGAAGUCGGACUACGCCAGCAUGAAGACGCUGCCGCAGGUGGAGCACGCCAUGGAGGUCAACAGGAAGCAGAGCGAAGUCGGCUACAGGACGGCUAAAGAGGAGCUGCACCACUACAACUCUCAGCCGGACCGACCGGACAUCAUCAGCGCCGCCAACGCAGCCCGGCUGGCCAGCGACGUGGCCUAUAGGAGCAACAGCAAACAGCAGGUCUGCACUGAUGAAUCCCUUCUGGCCAGGACCGACCUGCUACACGCCACAGAGGUCUCCAAACUGGCCAGCCAGGUGAAGUACAGGGAGCAGCACUUAAAGGGCCAGAAGCCGCGUUACAACCCCAUGGACUGCGUCUCCUUUAAACACACACAGGCGGCUGCUGCUCUGGCCAGUCAGGUGAAGUAUAAGACCAAGCAGAACCAGAGACCUGAAGGCUCCUCAGACGUGCCCAACCUGCUGCAGCUGGAGCACGCCCUGCAUGCCAGCAAGCUGCAGAGCAAUCUGGAAUACAAGAAGAAGCACGACCAGACGAAAGCCCACUACCACAUGGCUGUGGACACGGCUGAGCAGCUGCACCACAGGGAGAACGCCGUGCUGCACAGCCAGGUGAAGUACAAGGAGGAGUACGAAAAGAACAAGGGUCGCUCUCUGAUGGAGUUUGGAGAAACCCAGAGCUACAAAGUGUCCAGAGAGGCUCAGAAGAUGCAGAGCGAGAGGGAAUACCGCAGGGACUUUGAGGAGCAGGUGAGAGGAAAAGCGUUGCUGGAUGUGGAUCAGACCCCAGCGUACCUGACGGCGCGGCACGCCAGCAGCCUGCUGAGCGAGAAGGCGUACAAGAAGGACCUGGAGCAGGAAGUUAGGGGGCGUGGCCUAUCCGGCGUCGGUCUGGAGGAAACGCCUGAACUCCUGAGGGUUAAAAAAGCCAAUCAGAUCCUGAACCAGAAGGAAUACCGCCGGGAUCUGGAGACGGAGAUCGUGGGAAAAGGCAUGGAGCUGAGCGCAGACGUGCUGGAGAUCCAGAGAGCCCAGAGAGCUUCAGCGAUCCAGAGCCAGAGAUCGUACAGACAGACGGAUCAGUUCAGAGAAAACUCGUACGGGUCGCUCACCGACACGCCGGAGCUGCUGCACGCCUCCUACCUGAAAGACAUCUACAGCCAGAAGAAGUACAAGGAUGAGGCGGAGCAGCUGAGGGGUCGCUACAGCCUGCUUCCAGAGACGCCGGAGAUGGAGCGGGUCCGAGCCAACCAGAGGAACCUGAGCUCUCUGCGCUACUGCUGGGACUCCAAGCUGAUGAGAGGCCUGAUGGCGUCCGUCUCAGAGACGCCCGAGAUCGUCCUCGCCAGGGAGAACGCCAAGAACUUCAGCGACGUCCGGUACAGGGAGGAGGUGGGUCAAGGCACGGCGGUCAUGGACACACCUGAGAUGGAGCGAGUCCGACGCAACCAGGAGAACAUCAGCUCAGUGAAAUACAAGCAGAGUUCAGCAAAGGCCACCAGUGUGGGAGUGACUCCAGAGGUGGAGCGGGUCAAACAGAACCAGGAGAACAUCAGCUCGGUGAAGUACCGCCGCGGCCUGCAGGAGCUGAGGGGGCGGAGCUUCUCCGAGCUGGACACGCCCGAGUACCGGCGGGUCAGGAGGACCCAGGACUCGGUCUCCAUGGCCAAGUAUCACGAGGACUUUGAGCGAACCCGCGGGAGAGGAUUCACGCCGGGAUUGGACGACCCCAGCAUGGAGCGCUACCAGAGAGCCAAUCAGAUGAUGGGAGAGGCGGCCUACAGCAAAGGGAUCCACCCCCAGGCGGUGGAGAUGGACCGGCGGCCCGGAGGCAUCAUCGUAGACCUGAAGGUGUGGAGGACAGAUCCAGGCUCCAUCUUUGAUUUUGACCCUCUAGAGGACGAGAUUCAGUCCAAAAGUCUCCGCAGGAUGUCGGAGCGUGCAGGCCGCAGGCUGAGCCGGCAGCACUCCCAGCAGUCUGCCAGCUCUGUGACCUCUGACCUGUGGGACCGCAGCAGCUCCAGCACUCCUGCUCCCGUCCUGCCCGGAGCGUACCACCACCACCAGCAGCAGGCCCUCCAGAUGCAGCAGCAUCAGCAGUACCACGGCUACAUGCACCAGACCAGCAUGUCCUCCGUCAGAUCCGUCACCUCGCCGCCCCACUCCGCCACAUCGCGCGUCUACCGAGCGCUGUACGACUACGCGGCCCAGGACCACGACGAGGUGUCCUUCAGGGACGGAGAUGUCAUCGUCAACGCCCAGCCCAUCGACGAAGGCUGGAUGUACGGCACCGUGCAGAGGACCGGCAAGUCUGGCAUGCUGCCGGCCAACUAUGUGGAGUGCUGCAACUGAGGAGGAGGAGGAGGAGGAGGAGGAGGAGGAGGAUGUCGUCCUGCAGGGGUGAAGACUUUCAGCAAACAUGCGCUCAGUGGUGAUGUUCUUUACAUUUCAGGGUUCCUUUAUGUUCCAGCUCCUCGUGUUCUCAGCUGGUCCUGUGGCUCAGAAACCCAGAGUUACAUCAUCAAAGCCACUGCAGGAGGUUUUGUUUUAUUAACAGAUUCAUUUAGGAAUAUAAAACGAGGCGGUCUGUGAGGAGGAGAGGUUCUAAUCAAGAUUUAAGGCUUUGUCACUGGAGAGGAGCCAGAGAAGGAGAAGGAGGAGCUGGUGGAGGCUGAAAGAAGCUCUGAUGGUUUAAUGAAGUCAUCAGUCCAGAGUUCAGGGAUAGUUUUCCUUUAUUUCUCCAUUUUUACUCUGAUUUAUUUUCACUGAUACACUCACAACUAGUUUUGAUGCUUUUAUUUUUAGGGUUCUCUCAAACUGAAGCUUUUCCUUAUGAUAAGAGCUAAAUUAAUCCUCAGAAGGUUUUCCUUCCUGGUCAGAUAUUCUGAAGCAGCUUUCACUCUGACUUUGGGUCAUUUCAACACAAUUACUCUAAUAGUCCCAACUAAUCUACAUAAUAAUAAUAAUUCAUGUUUAGCUGUUUAAAACAUUUACUUUUUUCAGCAGCUUAUUUUUUAAUAACUUGAAACUGUGCUUCAUAAAAACAUAAAAGCUCAUGUUUUCUCUGAAAAAAGGCAACUUUUUACACUGACUUUUUUACAAAGGUUUUAAAAGUUAAUAUGGCUCAAAUUUAAUUAAUUUAACAACUUAACAUAUAUAAAACUUUGUUUUUAUUAUCAAAAUUGAUAAU